Molecule: messenger RNA, 1651 nt
Organism: Zophobas morio
Lineage: Eukaryota; Metazoa; Arthropoda; Insecta; Coleoptera; Tenebrionidae
Product: heat shock 70 kDa protein-like
Exons: 12
Coding region: 3-1574 (523 amino acids)
Biological process (GO): endoplasmic reticulum unfolded protein response
Cellular component (GO): endoplasmic reticulum lumen; nucleus; endoplasmic reticulum chaperone complex
Molecular function (GO): ATP-dependent protein folding chaperone; ATP binding
Source: RefSeq, a predicted model, not a curated record
AUAUGCCUCCUGUUCUUGUUCUAAAAGUUGGUAACUUUAAUAGUUAUUCGGGAAUAGUUAAGGAAGAAGGGACGUAUAAAAUUAUUGAGAAUUCCUUCGGAGAAAGAUCCACUCCAAGUUAUAUAGCCUUUACAGAAUAUCAAGUAGAAGUAGGCUCUUUAGCCAAACAAAAUUAUAUUAGCAAUCCUUCAAACACUGUAUUUGGCUUUAACAGGCUUUUAUCUAAUAAGAUUUCUGAUUUUAGUCCCUCUGAACUGAAGCGUUGGCAGUGUCGUAUUUGUAGGAAUAAAGAUUUUGAUGAAAAUGCUAUUGAAGAUGGUACAUUGGUUGAAGUGACUUACCUCACUGAAAAAAAGAUUUUCAGUCCUUCAGAACUUAUAACCAUCUUUUUGAAGGAAUUAAAAUUAACUGCGGAAACCUCUUUAUCUCUCAAAUUGUCAAAGGCUAUUGUGGUAAUGCCAUCAUAUUUUGUGGAAGACACCCAACAAAAGUUGUUUGAGGAGAUCGUCAAAAAUUCGGGUAUUACUGCACUGAGAUUUAUCAAGGAGCCCGUCUCGGCUUGCCUCGCCUUUGAUCUAGUUGAAGAUGCUCUUGUUAUAGUGCUUGACUAUGGAGCACUGGGCGUAACCUGCUCCUUGGUGCGCAUAAGUUGCGGCCUGUACCUUUUUUAUUUAAAGUUAUUAAGUUUUUAUUACACGUUGAUCCCUGCAAACAGCUACACUUUGGUAAAGACUGAAGUUGACAACAGCCUGGGUACUGCCAUUCUCACGGCUCGUCUUAUGCAGUUUUUUGCUAGUCAAUUUUUUAAGAGUACGAAACUGAAUAUUUCAGAAAAUUUGAAAGCGGUACUAAAGCUCCGUGCAGAAUGUGAAAGAGCGCUGAUUGCACUUACACGGGCAAAAACGUACACUGCAAGUGUCGAAGCGCUAAUGGAGGGCAUCGACUUGAACUGUACUAUCGAUCGAGGAACUUUUGAACAGCUGUGCAAAACUCAACUUGAGGACGGCCUGAAACCCCUCCGCUCACUUCUAACGAAUUCUGAGAUUCCCCUCGGUCCCCAGGAAGUGACGCAUGUGGUUUUUACCGGCGGGGGUGCAAACAUUCCUCUUCUGCAGGAGUUACUAAAGCAAGAGUUCGAAAGUGCCAGAUUCUUGUGCGGGAGCAACCCAGAGGAAACAGUUGUGAUAGGGGGACUCAAGGAGGCGUCUCUAUUAUUGAAGUUUAAAGGAUCUCUCAACUUAGAAGUUCAGCCCACCGAAGUAUAUGCAUUGUCUCACACGUUGAGCCUCGAGAUCAGUGGAGGUCGCUGCUAUCCUAUUCUUAAGAGGAUGACGCCGCUGCCUGCCCAUCAGAAAGUCGUCCAUCGUAUUGCCUGCGACGUUCUAUUAAAAGUCUACGAGGGCGAGUGCUCGACUGUCGAAGGGAAUAAAUUAUUGAAGGAGAUACCAGUAAUGGGGAUCAACAGCGAGCAGAUGGUGUCCAUCAACUUCCAUUGCAGUCAAUCCGGAGUUCUACGGAUCGCCGUGGAGUCGAGCGUGAGUGGAAUGCAAAUCUGUGAGGCUUAUAUUCCGUGAGUUCCGCCAGAACAUAAAUAUUAAGAAGCGCUGCAUUUCUUGUUAGGAGCUGCUUUUUAUUAUUACGAUGUGAAAAU